AAGUCUGCCAUGUCGUGUCGCGUUCACGGAUCUAAAUAAAUAGAGAAGUGAAACUUCACUUCAUCAGUGAAUUUGGUGUUAUCAAAUUUAUCUUGAGUUUUGUGAUCGUCGUCAGUAAUCACGUUCCUUGUGCUAGUGAAAUUCCUGUCGGAGAAGCCCUACCCGGAACCGGUUGUGCUUGGAAUGCCACUCGGUCAGAGCUGCUCCAAUGCGAAGUAGCAAACAAGCAACGAAUGACAAUGAUUCGUGUUUAGAAAGUGUUGCAUUCGACCUUUAGACCUCCCUUCCAAAAAGGAGCUGAACCAAUCUGCAUCUGACGACGACGGCAAGAACCGUGGCCAGUGCGCGAUCUGUGUAAAGCUGUAAACCAUGUCCUUUAAGGAUCUUGUAGAACCAGAAUGUGGUGGAGCGAAUUCGUUGAUGAACCUGGGCCGCCAGGUGACGCGGGAUGUCGCUUAUCAAGAUGAAGGGUUCGCCGGAGGUCGUUCGGCCUAUAUAGGAUCGGAUGAUGAUCUGGUUAAAGAGUUCAUGGGUCAAAUUGCUCCGGCGCCACAAUCGUUUCGUAUGGAUGUGCUGCUGAAGGAGAUGAGGGAUAUCGACCGGCAAAAUUUUCACCAGCGUCAGAUUGUACCUGGACCUCCGGUAAUCGAGGAAGUAAAUCGGUCGGACUUGAAUUGGGAGAGAGAAUUCGCAAUCGAUUCGUCGAUUGCAGCUGGAUCUAACCAUCCCGGUCAUCGCGCGGAGAGUAAACUUACCAGUAUUUGGUCAAACUCUCAGUUAGAUCCGAUCGAGGGAACAAUCAGUGCCGGACCAAGUCAUAUUUUAUAUACAAAGGAUUUUUUCGACCUGAAUGAACCGAAGAGUGAAGAGGAGCAACAGUCGAUUCGUCAAGCGGCAGGAGAAUUAGUUGAUGUCACAUACCGUACUGAUACGGAGAAGCUGAAUUAUAGUGAGUUUCUACAGUUUAUCAACAAUGUAGGUGAUGGCAGCAUUAAGAUCAACGACGGCCAGGUCACCGGGGGAAACGUCUGGGCGAAUGAGUUCGAUCAACUGGCAGCAGGACCGUCGAAAGCGGCGACCAAGGAAGAAUCAAAUAUCGCCGAAGAUUGGGCCAAGGCGUUCGAAGACGAUAAGAAGCGGGAACAGGAAGCAACCGAAAAUUACAACAAGCAAUUUUGGGAACGCUUGCAGGACGAAUGGCGUUCGAUUUCGGAGAAUGAUAACCAGCAUCCGUGGUUAUCGGAUUUCUCUGAGUUCUACGAUCCAUUCAAGGAGUACAAAUUUGAUGAGGAAAACCCUAUGACUAACGUAGAGAACGCUUUCGAGAAAGGCAAAACUUUUCUUGUUCAGGGUGAUAUCCCAAGUGCGGUUUUAUGUUUCGAAGCAGCAGUUAAGCAGGAUCCGGAGAAUCCGGAAAUCUGGGAGCUUCUGGGAUUCAGUCAGGCAGAGAAUGAAAAAGAUCCAAACGCAAUCGCUGCCUUGAACAAGGCACUAUCAUUCAAUCAGAACAACAUGCCGGUGUUGAUGGCAUUGGCGGUAUCUUACACAAAUGAAAGCAUGCAAAACCAAGCAUUGAAAAUGUUGGUAAAAUGGAUGAAGUGCAACCAGAAAUAUGAAGCAUUGGUACCACCUGAAAUGAUACAACCACAGGAAUCAUUUUUGGCUAGCUCAUUGAUGGGUGGACCGAGUCUGCAGGAUGUCCAGGAUUUGUUCAUCAAAGCAGUACAAACGUCACCGAACGAGAUUGAUGCUGAUAUACAGGAAGCGUUGGGGGUACUCUUCAAUUUGAGCUCGGAAUACGAUAAGGCAGUGGAUUGCUUUCGUGCGGCUGCACAGGUUCGUCCGGACAGUGCGAAAAUCUGGAAUCGUUUGGGUGCCAGUUUGGCUAAUGGAAAUCGCUCCGUUGAGGCAGUAGAAGCCUAUCAACGGGCAUUGGAAAUACAGCCCGGUUUUAUCAGAGCACGCUACAACGUGGGAAUAAUCUGUAUCAACUUGAAGGCUUACAAGGAAGGAGCAGAGCACCUGCUAACUGCGCUAAAUCAUCAAGCAUCCUCAAUUGCCAGGGCAGGAAUAAAUGUGUCCUCUCCUGCCAACCAGAUGUCUAGUGCAAUCUGGAUUACAUUGCGGAUGGUCAUGUCGCUGAUGGGGCGUCAGGAUUUACAGCAAGCGAUUGAUAACCGCGAUUUGGAGGUGCUGAAUCGCGAGUUCCCAAUGAGUAAUGAUUAAAUUGGGCCUGUUUUUAUAUAGUGGAAGGACGGGAGUGGUUUUUUUUUAUAAUUUUUUAACAUAUGGAGUAGUAAAGGUUCGGACCUUGUAAAAAUGAAAGGGAGAAGUAAAAUUGAGUAAAAAGUUUAUAUUCAAUCCAGUUAGUUUCCGACGAGCAAUAUCAAAAACAAAAUUUAACAGAGCUAAAUACUUUGGAAAGAAUGACACAUUAUUCUUUAGUUUCGUAUAACACGCUGGUUUUGAUAAAUGGUUAAUAAACAUGAGUACAAGAAGAGA
Malaya genurostris is the source of this 2502-nucleotide messenger RNA. RefSeq names its product peroxisomal targeting signal 1 receptor (gene Pex5). Gene Ontology annotation, molecular function: protein binding. Lineage: Eukaryota; Metazoa; Arthropoda; Insecta; Diptera; Culicidae. Gene Ontology annotation, biological process: protein import into peroxisome matrix, docking. The record is from RefSeq and is a predicted model, not a curated record. Gene Ontology annotation, cellular component: peroxisomal membrane; cytosol. The coding region runs from base 370 to 2226 and encodes 618 amino acids. The transcript has 3 exons.